AUGACUGUGCCUAGCAUCAGCCCACCUUGCAGUGGGGCUGACAGCAUUCUGUGCAGCAGCAGCAGCGACCACCAACAUGGACAACAGCACAGUCUGAGCCCCACUGGCCACUUGAUUGCAGCCAUCUGCCUUGCUAUCAUCGGGAGCCUGGGAUUCUUCCAUAACCUUUUGGUUCUGAUAGUUUUUUGUCGGAACAAAGUGCUACGAUCUCCAAUUAACCUACUGCUAAUAAACAUUUCUGUGAGUGACUUGAUGGUGUGCAUCGUAGGAACCCCAUUCAGCUUUGUUGCCAGCACUCAGGGCCGCUGGCUCAUUGGACCGGUAGGCUGCGUGUGGUACGGCUUCGUCAAUACCCUCUUUGGUAAGUUUAACCUGCUGCACUUGCAUGUCCCCAGCACCUUCCCUCUACUUCUGCUUAGUUUAGAACCUCUCUUGGCCUUUGGCCACAUAGGGAGGUGCCAGGACACAUUGCAGCUUAGUUCCCCCUACAACCUCCCUAGCAAACCCAGUGGCAUUAAGCUGAUGAGCCACAAAAGGGAGCAACGUGUCUUGAUCAUGGUAGUCGUGAUGGUGAUUUGCUUCCUUCUUUGCUGGCUGCCAUAUGGGAUAAUGGCCCUGGUAGCUACUUUUGGAAAACCUGGCCUAAUUACCCCAUCAGUCAGUAUUAUCCCAUCAGUCCUUGCCAAGAGUAGUACUGUCUAUAAUCCAGUCAUCUACAUAUUUCUGAAUAAACAAAUCUGUGAUGUGGAUGCUACUGACAAGUGA
Messenger RNA from Alligator sinensis (Chinese alligator), 765 nucleotides. RefSeq names its product opsin-3-like. The transcript has 3 exons. Gene Ontology annotation, molecular function: G protein-coupled receptor activity. Gene Ontology annotation, cellular component: membrane; photoreceptor outer segment. The record is from RefSeq and is a predicted model, not a curated record. The coding region runs from base 1 to 765 and encodes 254 amino acids. NCBI's taxonomy places the organism in Eukaryota, Metazoa, Chordata, Crocodylia, Alligatoridae. Gene Ontology annotation, biological process: G protein-coupled receptor signaling pathway.